Molecule: messenger RNA, 603 nt
Organism: Spodoptera littoralis (African cotton leafworm)
Lineage: Eukaryota; Metazoa; Arthropoda; Insecta; Lepidoptera; Noctuidae
Source: the annotation of a GenBank genome assembly
AUGGCUUUAGCAAUUGAAAAAUCAAAAAUCUUAGAAUUUUUGGAACUCGUCGGUCGUUUGAAGCAUGUUAAAAGGACUGGCUGGGUGCUUUGUGAUAUAAAUGAAUGUGAGUCCAUUGCUGGGCACAUGUACCGCAUGGGUUUGAUGACCUUCCUGCUCACAGAUGAGAACAAUCCUACCAAUCUGGACAGGUUCAGAUGUCUCCAAAUAGCUCUUGUCCAUGAUUUAGCCGAAUGUAUAGUUGGAGACCUCACACCACAUUGUGGUGUAUCACCUGAAGAGAAACAUCGACGAGAAGAUGCGGCUAUGCAGGAAAUAGCAGAACUUACUGGCAUUGCUGGUGACAGAAUGUACAAUCUUUACAAAGAAUAUGAAAACCAAACAUCACCGGAGGCUAAAUUCGCCAAAGACUUGGAUCGCUAUGACAUGAUUUUGCAAGCAUUUGAGUAUGAAAAACGUGAAAAUGCACCAAAGAAGUUGCAGGAGUUCUUCACUGCCACUGAAGGGAAAUUUGAUCAUCCUUUCAUCAAAGAUCUGGUCACAGAACUGUACAGACAACGAGAGGAGUUUGAAAAGAAAUGCCUAACAAACGGGCAUGUAUAA